Molecule: messenger RNA, 2217 nt
Organism: Cyanidioschyzon merolae strain 10D
Lineage: Eukaryota; Rhodophyta; Bangiophyceae; Cyanidiales; Cyanidiaceae
Exons: 1
Coding region: 1-2217 (738 amino acids)
Source: RefSeq, a predicted model, not a curated record
AUGCAGGUUUGGACGCACCACUGUCACUUUUGCGGUGCGCUUCUCCCAGGGACAACACUUGUGCAGCGUUUACGGCGCUGGAUACGACACGCGUUCUUCAGCUCACAGUCUGGGCAAGGCUCUGCACCGAUAUCGCACCUGAUCUGCGCUCACUGCGACGCCUACAAUGGUUUUGACCCCCAAAGCGAGUCUGGAUACGACGAGCACUGGCCUGCGUUCUACGCGGCUCGAUGUGGGCGUCCGAGUCCAGCGCUCACUCCUUUGCCGGCAUCGACCCGCCACACUUUGACACUGAGCGCACAGGAGGUUGCCUCUCCCGAUAGCCGGCCCCUCGGAGGCUCAUUGAAGGCCACGGAUCCGCUUGACGUGCCUUGUCCGAUGCACGUGUUCUGCGCAACCUGCCUGGAUACACUGGAACGCUGGAGACUAGCGAGGGCGGCGCUCCUGGAACCGGGCCAGCCUCUGCCUGCAACGCGUCAGCGCGGAAAGGCAGCGCUGCGGGGCGUGGGAACUCCCCAUUUCGAGCAGUACGAUCGAGAGCUCCAGGCUAUCGAUGCUGCGUAUGCACUCUGUCCACGCUGCAAGGAGGCUGUUGAGCGGCAGCUCGAGCAGGUAGAGGCAGCCGUGCGGAAAUGGUACAUCGCCAGGCGUCUAGAGGCAUCACUACGAGAACGUCUUGACGGCGUGCUAGGCAAGCGCGAAAGACCGUCCCAGAGAGCACUUUUGGGACCGCAACCAAGCCGUACGCAAGAUGAACCUGCCACAGUUCAGUUGCGAGCGAAUUCACCUUCUACCAUGAUAACCGCAUAUCCGCGGUUUGUACCAGUCAAGCUGCUUCCGAAGCGUUUCGUGAAAUGGAUCAUUGCGUUCAUGUCAGGCCUUACCCUGGCAAGUGUCUUCGCUGCUCGAGGGCGCCGUUUCGGUUGCUUCUGGCCCUUUGGCGAGAAGCUGUUGCUUGCGACAUCUGCUGCACAAUCCAAGGCAAUAGCUGGGAUCUGUUUUUCACGUGUCGCAUGGCGUUUUUGUGAACCCCUGAUCCAAAGCGGGCGGCGCCUCAUGCCAUGCAACAUGGCACUUGUCUGGCGACGGGGCGAUCUCUGCAUCAUAGCAUGGACGAUCAGUGUGCUCCUGGCUUGCGUAAUGUCACGCUGGCUGUUGUGCAAGUGCAAGCAGCUCUUCAGGGCGUCUGUUGCAGCGCAAAAAGUCCAUGCUCCUGAAACAUUCGACGGGCAGCUAGCAGUCGCGCUUUCGCAGCGACUACAUCUGUCAUCUGGAGGCAAGGCGAAGAGCGCUAUGGCGCCGUCUGCUCCGCCCACGCCGGAGUCGCACUCUACGUGCCCACCUCGUCAGAGACGAGGCGCCAUAUCAUCAUCAUCAUCAUCUAAGUGUGCUGGUACGUUUAUGCCAGCUACACCGCAACCACGUCACGCCAUCGCAUCGUCUCAACGGACGCUUUCCCAGCACUCAAUAGAAGCUGCACAAGUUCGAGGACCUUUCGCGACAAGUUCCUGUCGGCUGCUGGUUUCGUGCGUUCGGCAAAGCGCGCUCUUCCGUGCUUGGGACUGGUACGAUAGCGCACGGCUCUUGCUUCUCGGAAUCAGACUAGCUGAAGCCGGUUGCUCACGAACUUUUUGCUGCUCUGUUUGGUGGUCGCUCAGCACGAGUCUCUGUCAGUUUCUGCUGCUUAAUUGCUCUCUGUACGGUAUCAUCGGCGGCAGGAGAGAUAGUCCAACGACAUCGACUGCAACAUCGACGAGUGCAGCACCAGCAGCAGCGCCAGAAAACGUGUGUGCGGAUGCUGCAUUCACUCCAGCAUCGGAGCGCGCUUCGCUUCCGCAGUUCCCGUGCACUGGUUUUGCUGGCACUCCGGAAAGGUGUACUCCGCGCGAAACCGCCGCGACGUCCAGUCUGGAACGCCAGCCCGCACUCGAGAGUUGCUGGCACUUGCGAACCUCCUGGUACUGGUGGCGGAACUUAUUUUGUGCUAGGCGCUCGCCCAACACGCCCAGAAUGAUCAUUGGUCUGCAUCUGGUGCUCUGUAUCGAUGUCGUUCGGCGUUUUCUCCGAGCAUUGACCUCGGGAAGCGCUUGGCGACCUGUGGGUACGCUGUCUGCACAGUGGUGGCGAUGGCUGCGAAAACUUGUGACUGUAGACACGCUCACGCUCGCAAGCAUGGUGGUGCUCGUGCUGGUGUUGCGGCGGCGUGCAUUCACCUGA